CACAUCACGGUACGCCCCCAGCUCCUCCUACCUCGAGAGUCACGGGAAAUACAUGCAAGCCUCUCCCGCCUUCUUCAACAAUAACAAAACAGCCAAUCUUCCACUCACUCUUCUCAGUCUUUUCUUUCUCUGAAACCAACCAAGAAGCUUGAAAAUGGCGUCUCACCAAGAAGCAAUCAGGCUCAUGGAGAACGGAAACUUCAAGGGAUUAUCGGCCGGAAAGGAGAUCAUGAGGCAUGGCCGUUCCGCUCGCAAAAUGUCCUCUUCCUCCUUGCGCAAGAAAUCUGACCCCAGGCUUGUCUCCAAAGUUCGCUGCGCCUUGCUCCGAAAUUUGCUGGCCAAUCUGCAAGAGGUCAUUCUGGGGACUAAGCUUUCCGUCCUUUUCCCUGCGAUUCCUCUCGCCAUUGCUGCUGAUUGCUAUGGAUUCUCACAACCCUGGGUUUUUGCGUUGAGCUUGCUAGGACUUACACCCCUUGCUGAACGAAUCAGCUUCCUGACUGAGCAAGUUGCUUAUUACACAGGCCCCACAGUGGGAGGGCUUCUGAAUGCGACAUGCGGAAAUGCGACAGAGCUGAUAAUAGCAAUAUUUGCUCUCAACAACAACAAAAUAGCUGUGGUCAAGUAUUCUCUCUUAGGUUCCAUCCUUUCAAACCUUCUCUUAGUCCUUGGAACCUCUCUUUUCUGUGGUGGCAUAGCAAACCUUUCACAGCCACAAAAAUAUGACAGAAGACAAGCAGACGUGAACUCACUCAUGCUUCUGCUGGCAUUAUUGUGCCACUUGCUGCCAAUGUUAUUCAGAUAUGCUACUUCCUCAACUGCUCUCGCUUCAGACCCAUCUCUCCAAUUAUCAAGAGCUGCAAGUAUUGUCAUGCUGGUUGCAUAUUUUGCUUACCUUAUAUUUCAACUCUGGACACAUCGCCAAUUAUUCGAAGCCCCGGAUGAGGACCAAGAUAGCGACAAUGUUUCAGAAGAAGCGGCAGUGAUAGGAUUCUGGAGUGGGUUUGCCUGGCUGGUAGGGAUGACUGUGAUCAUAGCAUUGUUGUCUGAGUAUGUGGUAAAGACGAUAGAGGAUGCGUCAGACUCGUGGGGUCUGUCUGUCAGCUUCCUCAGCAUAAUUUUACUACCAAUAGUGGGCAAUGCAGCUGAACAUGCAGGAGCAAUCAUUUUUGCUUUCAAGAACAAGCUGGACAUCUCUUUGGGUGUUGCUUUGGGCUCUGCAACUCAAAUUAGCUUGUUUGUGGUUCCCUUUUGUGUGAUUGUUUCUUGGAUAAUGGGCAACAAAAUGGAUCUUAACUUCAACGUCAUUGAAACGGGUUCACUUGCUUUGGCCAUUAUAGCAACUGCCUUCACUUUACAGGAUGGAACGUCCCAUUACAUGAAAGGUUUUAUUCUCCUGCUCUGCUACGUUGUCAUUGGGACAUGCUUUUUUCUGCAGAGAUCACCAUUCAACCAAGCUCAUCUUGGAAACAUGGUACCUAAAUCAACAACCGAUGCAGUUUUCACAGCUUAAUUUGUGUCUUGUCCUAUAUGUCCCAUUCCGCAAUGUGGAUCUCAAUGGAGGAAUUUGAUAGCAGGCUCAUGGUGAUCUCUUUGGAUUGCCUCCUUGAGGAUGAGGUGAAGGGAAAAGCAGAAUCUAAACUCACAACAGAUUCAAUGGAUUGGUUAUUCUUUGAUUCCAAUUCGUAUCUUUCAUUGUCUCUAGAUAGAAUUGCUUUGCGAGGAGCUACUUCAUUGCGGGCUGUGUAGAGAUCCCCUCGAGCUAGUAUUUGGUUGGCGUGAUAUUAAUUUUCAUCUUUAUAUUAUCACAGGGUUGUAUCUAUAUAUAUAUCUAAGGGGUGUUUGCCUCAUGUAUUGCUAUGUAUCAGAUCUCAAUAAUUGAAAGUUGUUCUUCGGCGUUCUAUACCAA
Messenger RNA from Prosopis cineraria, 1906 nucleotides. Its product is annotated as vacuolar cation/proton exchanger 3-like. Gene Ontology annotation, biological process: intracellular calcium ion homeostasis; calcium ion transmembrane transport. The transcript has 12 exons. The record is from RefSeq and is a predicted model, not a curated record. Gene Ontology annotation, cellular component: plant-type vacuole membrane. Lineage: Eukaryota; Viridiplantae; Streptophyta; Magnoliopsida; Fabales; Fabaceae. Gene Ontology annotation, molecular function: calcium:proton antiporter activity. The coding region runs from base 155 to 1510 and encodes 451 amino acids.